AAUAGAACAAAUCCAUCUGAAUUUUCAGACUCUUCCUGAACUAUAUAGUUUUGGCAACAUUGAGACACAAUAUAUAUGGUACAGCAAAGCGAAUCAACUAGGAGGAUCAUGGAAGAAGAAAGAGAUUGUUGUUCAACAAUAAUAAGAAACAUAGAAAGCAACAACAAACCUCAAGAGAAACACAACAAACAACAACUAGAGAAACCAUACAGAGGAAUAAGGAAGAGAAAGUGGGGUAAGUGGGUAGCAGAAAUAAGAGAACCAAAUAAAAGAUCAAGAAUAUGGUUAGGUUCUUACAUCACUCCGGUAGCUGCUGCUCGUGCCUACGACACCGCCGUAUUCUAUUUAAGAGGUCCUACGGCUCGUCUUAAUUUCCCCGAAUUAUUGCUCGAAGACGACGAAGAAAACAAGGACGGUUCUAUUCAGCAAGGUAACAUGUCUGCUGAUUUAAUACGCAAAAAAGCUACCAAAGUCGGUGCUAGAGUUGAUGCUCUUCAAGCGGCUCUUCAAGCUUCUUCUCGUUCUGAUUCCGAUCAAUUCAACGCUGAUGUGAAACCUGAUUUGAACAAGUUUCCAGAACCUGAAGAUUAUUAAUGCUUUUUCACUUAGAGGUUUAAUAUUAUUGAUAUGAUACUUAGUUUCUCUCUGUAAUCUUUAAUAUCCAUCAUCUAUUAAUCAACCCAAUAUUUUGUUAUGAUGAUGGAAAUUGCAACUUUUCUUACUCUUUUUUCGUCCUGUUUGUUAGAAUUGUUAACAGAGGAUACAUGAAAAAAUAGAUAAUACUGUAGACCCUUGUCAAUUGUCAUAAAUAAUGUAACCUACUUUUAAUUAAGAUGAAAAAUUACUCUUUAUUUAAA
Messenger RNA from Medicago truncatula (barrel medic), 857 nucleotides. RefSeq names its product ethylene-responsive transcription factor RAP2-1. Gene Ontology annotation, molecular function: DNA binding; DNA-binding transcription factor activity. The record is from RefSeq and is a predicted model, not a curated record. The transcript has a single exon. NCBI's taxonomy places the organism in Eukaryota, Viridiplantae, Streptophyta, Magnoliopsida, Fabales, Fabaceae. Bases 76 to 594 code for a protein of 172 amino acids. Gene Ontology annotation, biological process: regulation of DNA-templated transcription.